AUGUCCAACAUCAAUGUGUCAUUGGAGAACCCGUACAGCGACGUCAUCAUCCCACGGGCAAAGCUCCGGUCGGACGCUGACGGCUCCACGGUGAUCGCUAACCCUGCUGUUGUCAAUGGCAACAACAACAACCCCUACGCAAGCCCCACCCCCCAGGUCAGGGAGGCGGAGCCAGAGGAACCACGAUGCCGAGCCUGCUGCUACCGCUGCCGCCGAAAGUGA
Messenger RNA from Knipowitschia caucasica, 222 nucleotides. NCBI's taxonomy places the organism in Eukaryota, Metazoa, Chordata, Actinopteri, Gobiiformes, Gobiidae. The record is from the annotation of a GenBank genome assembly.